Messenger RNA from Anopheles stephensi (Asian malaria mosquito), 1503 nucleotides. RefSeq names its product cysteine dioxygenase type 1. Gene Ontology annotation, biological process: L-cysteine catabolic process. The record is from RefSeq and is a predicted model, not a curated record. Bases 441 to 1229 code for a protein of 262 amino acids. The transcript is spliced from 3 exons. Gene Ontology annotation, molecular function: cysteine dioxygenase activity; ferrous iron binding. Lineage: Eukaryota; Metazoa; Arthropoda; Insecta; Diptera; Culicidae.
GCAAGGGCACGGGCUGACAGUCGCUGUACAAGUGUCGUGAGGAAACAACUGCAUCCUGAGCACCAAAGAAUUCAAGCCCGGGGGGAGCGAAUGUUUUGAACCUUCUUGCACGGCGAGCGUAUCUGACGUGAUCUGAAGUGCUUGGGAACUAUUUACAGACAUUAAGCCAUCAAAUUAAGCGCCUCGUACGGUAUCCUGCCAGAAUCCUGUAACGCUCAAGUGGCCCUGUGAAGUGAAGUGUUUUAUUUUCCCCCACACAAGUGUGUCUUAGACUUGCUACCAAGGAAGCUCGCGGGGGGAUUUCUAGAAGACUCUCGAGUGAGAGAGAAGGAGAUAGAGCUCCAAAAGCGGAGACCACAUUUACGAAGCACAACACUUUGGCCGCGAUAUUGCAGUGUCGUACGUACGUUAUCAGUCGAGGAAACAACAUAAAAAUCAUAAUGACGUCGCUAGCGGUAAUGGAGCUGAACAACAACAACAACAACAACAAGAGCUGUGGCGAUGAGAACGGCCGGACCGAGGAGGGCGAAAAGUAUCUACGCGAGCUGACGAAAACCUUCACCGGCAUCGACAAACCGCUGAAGAACGCGCGCAAGUGUGAAACGUUGACCGAUCUGAUCGGGGAACUGCGCCGAACGUUCGACUCGGACCACGUCAACAUCGAGUACGUGAACCAUCUGAUGCUGAGCUACCAGUCGAACCCGGCCGAAUGGCGAAAGUUUGCCAAAUUUGACCGAUACCGUUACACAAGAAAUCUGGUCGAUGCCGGUAAUGGCAAGUACAACCUGAUGAUACUCUGCUGGAACGAAGGGCACGCUUCGGCCAUCCACGAUCAUGCCGAUUCGCACUGCUUCAUGAAGAUGCUGAAGGGACAGCUGAUGGAAACGCGGUACGCCUGGCCCAAAGAUGCGUCCGUAACGGAGGACAGUAAGGCGGACAUUGGGAACGGUCAGCCGGGGACUGGGCAGGAUGAGAUCGAGUACAACGGUGACGAGCUGGAGGAACUGUCCCGCAGCACGCUAGAGACGAACGGCGUUUGCUACAUUAACGAUACGCUGGGACUGCACCGCGUGGAGAACCCAAGCCACACGGAUGUGGCCGUCUCGCUGCAUCUGUACUGUCCACCGUUUGAUGUGUGUUCGAUCUUUAACAAACAGAACGGCAAACGUACCAAGUGCAAGGUUACGUUCUGGAGCAAGUUUGGCAAACGAGAAUCGGCGGUGAACUAGUCGGCCACGUGGCUCGUGAUUCGGGCCGGGUUGUAUCGACUGAUGAUCGCAAGUGAUAGUACGAACAUUGGAGCGGAUGUGCAGGACGGUUGCUUGCAUUUCUACUAGACGGUAAAUCCUCCAAGAGAGAAACUGAGAAACAAGAGGGCUGUAUUUCAAAAUAAGAUACGAUAAGUAAGAAAAAGAGAUUACUUUUAGCUGAUAAGCUGCCCUAAGCUUUGGGCACGAAAUGUUGUGUUUACGGAUGAAUAAAUGUGUGCAUACAGAAACGGUG